Molecule: messenger RNA, 310 nt
Organism: Medioppia subpectinata
Lineage: Eukaryota; Metazoa; Arthropoda; Arachnida; Sarcoptiformes; Oppiidae
Source: the annotation of a GenBank genome assembly
UGGUCACAAUCGUUACAAAAAAGAUAUUCAAAAUGCAUUUCUAUCGUCUUUGCGUCAAAACUUUGCCGAAAACACAAUGAAUGAUAUUUUAGCCGUCUUUUCAAUGACUACAUCCGAAGAUGAGAACAAUUAUACCGUUGUUCUCAACUAUAAGAUGCCGUCUACUCUUCAACACAUCAUAUCAGACGACAGUAUAGACAAAUACAACAAAAUAAUGAAUUUUCUGCUAACGCUUUAUAUGUCACGAAUCCGUUUGAAUCAAAUUUGGUUCAAACCAAUGAAAUGCAAAGAGAAUGCAAUUAAAGGGUCG